AUGUCCCAAAUGCCUGAACCCCGGUUUGGACCAACCGACAACCAAACUUUUGCACACCACGUCCAGACUCUCUACGAAUUAGCCGUACCAAACACUAGCAUUUACCAAGCACUGAAUAGCGAGCUUCCCGUUAGUAACCUUGUAGAUACUUUUAACGCUGCAUCAAAAGAUAUUGACUUAUGGCUAGAGUACGCAAACAUCGCCAUAUUCGCUCUUGAACUUGACGUACGAGAAGGUAUGAGCAUAAAGAAUGUCGGUGAAAUGGACGUUCUGAUUCAUAAGUUCGCGCCAAAUGUCGACCUGCUUCGAGAAUUGUCUCAAAAAAUCAUCAGCCAACUAAAGGAGUCGGAUGAAGACGACGAAAACACCAAAAAAACGAUCACUGAAAAUAUCGAGAGAAUACACGGGGAUUGGGUUGAGGCCAAAGCUUUCUUUCAAAAAGUGAAGAAAGAAAUGUCAGAAUCGAAACAAAGGCGAGAACUUUUGGAUACUAUGGAUCAGAUAUUAAUUUCGAUUGAGGAAUUAAACACAAAUAUCUUCGAGUAUCAAGAACAUAGGCAUAGUGGUAUGAUCGGGGGAGAUAAUGUUUAUAAUGAACAAGAGAAUGGUGGUCGAAGUAGACCAAUGACUCCGGCUGCACCAAUGUCUGCUGCAACUAAUAACAGUGAACUAAGUUCACGUGCUGAUAUUGCAUUAAUGCAAUUAGAUUCUCGUCUAGAUCCACUUUCAGCUCGAAUAGAGUAUCUAAAAUCUCGUCUAUCUGCUCCGAAUGCUCCUUCUGAUCCAACAGGAGCAUUGGCAAAGAAAAAUAAAAUUCUGACCAAUAAAUGGGACGCAUUGAAUCAUGAAAUGAAAUCUCUACGAGAAGAACUCAAAGAAGAUCGAUGGCUGACCGUAUUCAAACAAGUUUCCACGCAAGCAAAUCAAAUGAUGGAUUCACUUGAGAGAGCUGUUCGACAAUGCAGAGAUUUCGUUUCACGUGCCACUAGUCGCUCUGAAUCACCAUUGCCACUAAAACAAUUACAGGCACGUGGAAUGGCAAUACCAUUACCACGCUUCAGUCCGCAGAAAUCACAGCAACAGCAACAGCAACAACCGAUAAUACAACCUCCUGUACAAAUUACUGGCAAAAAUUUCCAAAGACUUUACAAAAAUUUCGACGCAAAAAGGAAAUAUUAUCUCCCAGCAGUUACAAAAAUGCUGACAAUGCUCGGGAAUGGUAUCAAUAAUGAAAUGACCAAAGAUUGGGAAGUUAUCAACAAAUAUAAAUCAAUGAAAGAAAGAUGGGAUAAUAUCUUAGAAGGCAUAGCUGAAGUUCAACAAGAUAUGCCAAAAUUAGAGGCUUUAAUGGAAGCAGCACUUAUUACUAGUAACUCUCCGCCUUCUUCAAAACCAUCUUCUAUUGCUUCAUCGCCACCAAUUUCGCCUCAUAUGCGACCAGUAAGGGGAGUAUUUUCUCCUGAAGUUGGAUCACCUCCGAAACCAAAUCGAUCAGUAUCCCCAUAUCAUGCAGAACGUGCUCUAUCACCUCCACGAAAUAAUAAUCCUGCUAAAUCUCCUUCAUUGCGAUCAAAAUCACCCUCACCACGAGCAUUAAGUCCAUAUGGUAGUCGACAAGGCUAUUUAUCAACGAAUAGUCGUCGAUCAGAAAGUCCUCCUCCCACGCCUUCAUUUCAAGAACAUAGACCUCCAUGGAAUUAUAAUAGUCAUUUUCAACAAACACACAAUUCUUCGCCAUAUAGUCCAACUUAUCUUAACCAUGGAUAUAACAAUUCACAUUAUCGGUCAGUAUCACCACAGCCAGGCUAUGAAAAAUAUUAUGGUCGAACGAAACCUACAAGUCGUUCAGGUUCACCAACAAGAUCACCUUCAGUAGCAGCCACGCGUCCACUAUCCCCCGGAGAUCGUGCACAUGCAUCUGCAAUACCAAGACCUGUAACUAGUAUGGGAAUAGCGGGUCGAGCUAGUUCACGAAUUGGAAUGCGUUCAAUGCUUCCCACCUCGAGUACGCCAUCACCUGGUAUGAUGUCAAGUAUGUAUCGAUCAAAAACUAGUCAAGCACGAUCCCCAACUCCUUCUUCGAAUGCCAGUGAUAAUUCACGCCCCAUGACACCAGAAAAUUAUGAAGAACAGGACAAUGAUGACUACAUAAUGGAUACAUUAAAAAAUAUGAAAGUAAAAAAUCAUCCGAAAUAUGUUCCCAUAAAAAAUGACCUACUGGAUCUUGAAAUUGCAAAGAUAGUAAAUAAACAUCCAGUUUCGGUUAAAAUAGAACGUGCGCCAGGCGGCAAAGGCAAAUAUUGUUUUGGCAAUGAAAGUUCUGUUUCCGGCAAAAAGAUUUACCUUUGUCGAUUAAAUCCAAAUCCAAAUUCCAAAAAUAAAGUUACUGUUCGAGUGGGAGGCGGAUGGCAGGAUUUUGAAAUGUUUUUGUUGGAGCAUAGCUUAACUAGCAAUAUUGGUGCACGAAGCUUAUUUUUAUCAUAG
Messenger RNA from Ambispora gerdemannii, 2484 nucleotides. NCBI's taxonomy places the organism in Eukaryota, Fungi, Glomeromycota, Glomeromycetes, Archaeosporales, Ambisporaceae. The record is from the annotation of a GenBank genome assembly.